Messenger RNA from Fopius arisanus, 3748 nucleotides. It is a transcript of the gene RasGAP1, whose product is annotated as Ras GTPase activating protein 1. Bases 25 to 3102 code for a protein of 1025 amino acids. Lineage: Eukaryota; Metazoa; Arthropoda; Insecta; Hymenoptera; Braconidae. Gene Ontology annotation, biological process: regulation of GTPase activity; intracellular signal transduction. The record is from RefSeq and is a predicted model, not a curated record. The transcript is spliced from 10 exons.
ACUCACUAGUGUCAUGGAGGUAACAUGGCCGAGGAGACGCGCCUAGUUCGCGUUGAAGAGAGGCUAAAGAUCAAAAUCGGUGAAGUGAAAAAUCUGUUGAGUCGUGGCCAUGGAUCACCUGGUACUCGAGAUGUGUACUGUGCACUUUCCCUCGAUCAGGAAGAAAUUUUUCGAACUACUACAAUGGAGAGAACUCUCAACCCAUUCUUCGGUGAGGAAUUUCAAUUCGAAGUACCUCGAAAAUUCCGGUACUUAGGAAUCUACGUGUAUGAUAGAGACAGACAUAUAAAGCAAGACAAAAUCCUUGGAAAGGUGGCGAUAAAACGCGAAGACUUGGCAACCUACCACAAUAAGGAGCACUGGUUUCCCCUUCGUGCAGUUGACGCAGACUCUGAAGUUCAGGGUAAAGCCCACCUCGAACUUGGUCUUCAGCCUCAACUUGGUAACUACCAGUCAAAACUCACAGUAAGAGUUAUCGAGUGCUCUGAAUUGACUAUCAAAAACGGGGGCUGCGAUCCAUACGCAACUGUCACCGUUACCUACAGCAAUGGAAAGCAAAUUUCUAAGCGAACAAAAGUUAAAAAGAAAACCGUCUCUCCCUACUUUGACGAAACAUUCGUGUUUGAGCCUGAGUUGACAGAGCCCAAAGACAAAGAUGUCUCUCAUUACUCAAUUGAUGGAGAAGUUGGAGAGGCAGUAAUUGGAUUAUGGCACGCAUCAUCUGGCAUGGGAGAACCUCCAGCAUUUUUGGGAGAGGUUCGAGUGACUCUGAGAGGUCUCCAGAAACAGCCAACCAGAACCACAACUGCAUGGUAUUUCCUCCAACCACGUGCAGCUCAGCAUCGACCACAUAAAAUAAGUAAUUCAGCACCUACUGGAACACCUCCUUGUCUUGGAUCCCUCAGAUUAAAGAUUCACUACACAGCAGAUCAUGUUUUCCCAUCAGAAAUGUACGAUCGCCUACGAAAUCUUCUACUCCAGAGUGUGACAAUUCAGCCAAUAACUUCAUCAGCUGUUUAUAUUCUUGGAGAAAUAGUUGCAAGUAAGAUGGAGGCAGCACAACCUCUUGUCAGGAUUCUUGUUCAUCAUGGGCAAUUGGUGUCGGUGAUGAGAGCCUUGGCCAGCCACGAAAUAUCCAAACUGACUGAUCCCACAACAAUUUUUCGAGGCAAUACUCUUGUUAGUAAAAUGAUGGAUGAAGGAAUGAGACUCGCUGGUCUCCAUUAUCUUCAUAGUACCCUUAGACCUGCCAUGGAGCAAGUAUUUCUCGAGAAAAAACCAUGUGAAAUUGAUCCCACCAGGGUGAAGGAUGCAAAUACUAUUCAGACAAAUCUGACUAAUUUAAAGGAAUACGUUGAGAGGGUCUUCACAGCCAUUACGACUUCCGGGGUACGGUGUCCACCAUUGAUGUGUGAGAUGUUCUGGUGCUUGAGAGAACUCGCAGCUAUGCAUUUUCCCAAGAAUAAGGAAGUUAGAUACUCGGUUAUUAGCGGCUUUAUUUUUCUGAGGUUCUUCGCACCGGCUAUUUUGGGACCGAGAUUGUUCGAUAUUACAGCAGAACCCAUUGAUUCACAGACGAACAGAACACUCACCCUCAUUUCGAAGACAAUUCAAAGCUUAGGAAACUUAGUGAGCUGUAGAGGUGGUGCUGGCAGUGUUUGCAAAGAAGAAUACAUGGAGGGCGUUUACAGAGAAUUUUAUACAGAAAAACAUAUACAAGCGGUGAAGCAGUUUCUAGAAUUGAUAUCGACUAGCAGCAAUACUGGAAUGGCUAGACAGAGGCCUACAAUUCUUCAGGAGCAACCUGUGGUGCUGAAAGAAGGAAGUUAUUUUAUUUUUUUGCACACUGCUGAUUGUGGAAAGAGAAUUAUGAUCAAAAGAGCACAGGGCAGAAAGAGAUUUGGACGCAAGAAUUUUAAACAAAGAUACUUUAGACUGACUACACAAGAUCUGACUUACUCAAAAACAAAAGGAAAAGAACCCUUAUGUAGGAUAUCACUAGAAGAAAUUCUCGCAGUGGAGAGGCUACACGAAGAUUCUUUCAAGAUGAAAAAUAUGUUUCAAAUAGUUCAGCCCCAGCGUGCAUUGUAUGUACAAGCUGGAAAUUGUGUGGAAGAAAAAGAGUGGAUUGACAUACUGACCAAAAUCUGUCAUACAAAUAGCAAUAGAUUGGAAAAGUAUCAUCCAAGUGCCUACAUUAAUGGACAUUGGUUGUGUUGCCGAGCUGUGUCAGAAGUAGCCCCAGGUUGUAGUGAAGUGUCUCCAGGUUUAGAAGUGGGUUUGAGAAUGGUUCUGGAUCCAGAUCGUGAUCUCCAACGCAUUCACUCACUCAUUUUAGCCAACAUGGCUCGAUUGGAAACGCUGAUGAGUGCUUGUGAGUGUCAGGCAGUUUAUGGGGCCAGUGAGAUGUGUGUUCUACCUGGUGGUGGCUCACCGAUUGACGAUGUACCAUCAUGUUUCAAAACUCUGACAGCACUCAGAGAGGCUGCUUUUGCACUCCAGCAUGAACACAGGGCGUACUUCCGGCGAUUGGCACGCGACACUAAAUAUGGGAGCAAACAAGCACCAAUCGGUGACGACAACUACCUCCAUUUAGCAGCACGAGCAGGCUUCGAUAGUCAACUAAAUAGGCGUGCAUAUGACAAUGAUGGCCUCAAUCAACGUUGCAUUGAUGCUGGCCUCUUUGAUAACGGUAGCGGUAGUAUUAUACAUAGAAAUGAUGAUCGCAAGUACGAUGAUUUAUCACAAUUAAGACGGUAUGAGAAUGAUAACAAUACGCUAUCACGACAAUAUGGUAAUCAUCACUCAGAUACACUGAGGAGUAUUCAGAAUGAUCUCAAUAAAUUCGAUCGCACUCUUAGCAAUACAAUGGGGUCGGAUAAACAUGAGAAAAAUGCAAAUGACAAUGUCGAGAAUCAAAGGAGAACGGAUGUUGGUAGCUUAUUAAUGAGUGAUGGUAUCAAUUUGUCUGAUACGUUUAAUAGAAAAAUGAGCAAAUAUGAUAAUAUGAGAGAGUUUAGUGAGGGUACGAUUGGUAGGAAAAUUAAGGAUGACGUGUCUGAUAUAUCGUCUAGUUCGAUGAGUGGUCGCGGUAAUCAUUGAAUUUUUUAUAUUCACCUCUUCAAAUUCAUCCAAAUCAUCAUUUUCCUUGUAUUUGGUUCGAAGUAUAACUGUAAAACAAUAAAUAGAUUAGUGUAAUUCUAUCUUGAAUGUGUCUUUACAGUUUUUUUAAUUUCUUGUAAUUAUUCAGAGUCAUACAAGUGACGAAAUUAUUUAUUUUUUCAUCUUAGAUUUGAUUCUGAAGAAUUCUAAAUUCAAAACUCACUUUUUCAUAGAUUGUUAAAUAAAUAUACAGAGACCAGAGUGAAUCUUUCCGUUUCCGAACUAAACUGCAAUAGAAUGAACGUACAUAUUGUCAAUAAAUCUCUAAAUUACUUGCAUUUUCACAAUCAAUCCACUUUUUUGUAAAAACUAAAAAAAACUGAUAAGUCAUUUUCAAGGUGAUUACAAUAAAAAAACAAGAAUGAAAAACAAUAGAAAUAUAAGAAUUUUUGGCUCUUGUGAAAAUGAGAGAUUCUACUGUAAUUUUAUAUUUCCAUUCAUCAUUUAGCUGGGGUAAUUCUUUCAGUUAUACUUUCACCUGUCUUUCCGGAAUUCUAAUGUCCCUCUUACGAAUUUGUUAAUUUCUAAUUUGAAAAAUUCAUCACGUAUAAAGUUUUCGUCAGUAGUUGAUAUCAUAUAACUUCCU